UUUAUUGCCAUUAUUUUGCUUUUUUUUUUUUUAAACAUUUACCUUAGCAAAGCAACAAUUCAGUGCCCAAUUGCUGCUUGCUUAGAGGCGUAAGAGAAGUGUGGAACUCUUCCAAUAAAGGUUGACAGGAGGAACAUGCUGCUAUUAGGAGUCUGCUGGCAGAGAGCGAGAGAGACGACCAGGGGGGAAAUUAGGCAGAGCUCAGCAGAGGCAGAGCAGAGAGGACUUAGUUGCAUCUGGGACACCAAGCUGGGUCUUCAUCUGGACCUCCUCUGCUCAGUGCUGUCAGCUUCCCUCUCGCGGCACGAGCUGCUGAUCCUGCACACAGCUGAGGCCCUUGAGUGGGCAACAUACCUGCAGCACAUCCUUAAAUCAUCAAAAAACUUGGGCAAAACGUCCAUCUUGCUGUACGCAGUCAGUGCCGCUGAUCAGCUUCACGGGUACAACUUCAACUUCCAGCAUGUCAAGUGCACGGUGCUGCUGCUUACUGCUGGAUUUCUUGACCUCCUCAACGGCCAAGAGCUGCGGGCCGCCGUGCAGAAGCUGCUGUAUCCUUCACACAGAGUGGUAGCACUAUUGUGUGGUGUCUCCGAGGCGGAUGUAUCGACUGGCAUCUUCAAAGACUGGUCACAUUGGAGGAAACUUUACGCCGAAGACGAGCCUGCUGUUUAUAUAUCAACUAUUCUGGAGUCCAUAUCUAACAGCGAACACAUGGAGGAGGGCUGUAGGAUUGCAAGUGCAGACUGGAAUGCCACAGCCCAGGAAACAGAGGAAGUGAUGCCAAAAGAACCGAGACAAAUCAUCCAGGAGAUCAAGGACUCAGUGGCAACGCAGGACUCACCUGCGCAGCUCACCUGUCUCACUGUUCAGCCCCAGAGAAUCAUGUGUGGGGAGCAGGAAACAAUUUAUAUCAUUUUAAAGCACAAAUUAGAAGACAACUUGAUACCAAUAGUAGAGUUUUCUUCAGGAAGUAUUUCUCCAGAAAGAGUCUCUGCCACACUGGAGAAUGACUUCACAUUAAGCGUCCCAGCUCCUGAUUUCCCUGCUGGAGUCGUGUCGCUCACUUUGCACACUGGUCAGUCGAGUAUCAGCUUAAGCUCUCUAACAUAUCACACAUACAUGGAAGAAGUGGGUCGAUGUUUGGAAAAGGCUGUUGACCCUGUGGAUUUCAUCCGGCAGGCUUUCAGUUUGACUACAGCAGAAUCUGUGGACGAAAUUCUUACUGACUCUUUAAAAACUAAAAUGCCUGCAGCCGGUCUGCAGGUGUUUGGAAAUGGGCAGAUUGAAGAACUCAACAUGACAGCGUAUCAAAGAACUGAGGAGCUUCCCACGUUGCUCCAUUUUGCCGCCAAGUAUGGCUUGAGGAAGCUAACCACCUUCCUCCUCCACUGUCCCGGAGCGUUACAAGCUUACAGUGUGAUGAACAAACAUGGCGAUUACCCUAACACUCUGGCAGAAAAGAGCGGCUUCUGCGACCUCCGACAGGUCAUGGAUGAGUUUGUGAUCCAUCAGGAGACGGACAAGCUCUCGUUUCAUGCCAGUGACCCAGUAAGUGCCGAUGAUAGCGAAGAGGUGUAUGAGCGCAUGAACAGGUCGUGGGACGACGUCAAGGACCCGGACGGGCCAGAGGACAUAUACGUCUCCAUGUUGAUGCUGGAUUCGGAGUGUGCGGAAGAUCUUUACGAGGUGAUGAACUCGGUGACGGAGAACCCAGAGGAAGCUAUCCUCAGGAAGUUCUUUCAAGGGAGAUCUCAGAAAGAAAAUGCCUUUCUAAACAAAACAGAGCUGGAAGAGGAUGUUGGUGAGUUGAACUUCACUGAGGAAGAAGAUCCAUACAUCAUCAAAGAGGACAUCUAUGACAUGGUGGAGACCGACAUGGACCCAGUCAUGUUUCGACCUCCCGCUCCCAUUCCAAGACCUGAAAUCAGGCCUGAGCCUCAAAAGAUUUGCCACUACGUCUCCAGAGCUAAGAAUCUGCCACCAAGUCAGAUAACGGAAACAAGACGACCUUCAGUCCAGCCUGCGAUGGUCACCCCCUCACCCAUUUAUGACUACUACGCUGGGAUGAAGACGCCCGGGCAGCGCCAGCUCAUUUCCCUGCAGGAGCAGGUGAAGGUCGGAGAGAUCACGGUGGACGAAGCAGUGGAGGAGUUCAAGAACUGGAAGAUCGAUCACGAGCGCCGAAACGUCUCCAUCCGCUACCAGCAGGAAAAUCUGAAGAGUUUACGGGAGAGUAUCAAUCGACGACAUAAACGCCGAGUUGUGGAUGGAAAAGAUGUCGAUUUGGAAAUAAGCGCUCCGUUGCCAGCAAACUUCAACCAAACUGUCAAUGCAGCAUUUGACUACGGUGUGUACGAGUCAGCCCCCAGAGAGGUGGUUGCUGCCGCUCCCACUUCUCCGUCUGUUCCGCAUGCGACCUGGAGAGGACACUGGAAGACUGGGAGCACUUCCAGUACAUCCAGUUCUGGAAGCAACAGAUUGAGCACCAUCAGUUACAGCAGUGGGGCAGAGCCAGAUUUUGAGGAAAUAUCAGAAAUUGUUCCACCAAGACCUCCACGGCCUUCUGGGGCCUCCGCCGUGGAACCUCCACCCCGAAUUCCACCGAGGAUUCCAGAAAGGGUUCCAGAAAUGUCGCCCAACGAUCGCUACAUAUCCUGUCCAACACGAGCUGUACCACAAAGACCCACUCAGGGAAACACGGCACCACCGAUACCUCGACGAUACAGAUGAUUCACGCUCCACAUUGUCCAGGCCUUUGUUAGUUUUCUUAAUAACACAUGAAACGUUUUUAUUGCUGUAAUUUAUUUUAUAUAGCAUCGUUCUUCCGAUACAAUGAUAAUCAUUUGCAAAUCAAGUGUUACACUGUUAAAUAUUUGUCACUGCUCUACAUCAAAUGAA
This is a messenger RNA of Synchiropus splendidus (mandarinfish), 2898 nucleotides long. RefSeq names its product phosphoinositide-3-kinase adaptor protein 1 (gene pik3ap1). NCBI's taxonomy places the organism in Eukaryota, Metazoa, Chordata, Actinopteri, Syngnathiformes, Callionymidae. Bases 136 to 2730 code for a protein of 864 amino acids. Gene Ontology annotation, cellular component: cytosol. The record is from RefSeq and is a predicted model, not a curated record. The transcript has 18 exons. Gene Ontology annotation, molecular function: signaling receptor binding; phosphatidylinositol 3-kinase regulatory subunit binding.